CCCUCUCAUUCCACGCGUCUGUCAUCUUUUUCCUUUUUCUUCGUUGUUGUGCCCUCCAGUUGGACCACUGGAAUUUUCCUCUGGUUUUUAUCGGAAUUGGAUUCUCUUCUGAGCUCGGAAUUGGAUUCUCUCCUGAACACAAACUCAGAAGCUUGUUGAUGGUUUGUUGAAUUUUAAUUCAACGAUUAUAAACAGAGAAUUUCUUUAAAAAUUAUGAUAAUUAUAAUUCUUAAAUCAAAAUCCAACGAUUAGCAAGCUCCUGAGCUUGUGUACAUAAAGAGAAUCCAAUUCCGUUUCUAUCACCCGUCCAAUCCAUCUGACUCAUCAUUGCACUCCCACCAAUUCCUCUCUCCCUCUCUCCCACGCGUCAUUUACUCUCUUAUUACACUCAGACUCCCCCAUCUCCCAAUACGGUCAUUCUCUCUCAUACCAUCUGUCCCCCUCUGCAACUCUCCUUCUCCCUCUCGGCAAAACCGAGAACUACCACCGUAUCACCUCCAAACACCACCCAAACUCACCCAACAGCGAAGGGGUCAAGGCGGUGGAGAAGUGUGUUAAUGGUUUUGUGUUCUUCUUGAUAAUUCUAUUCUCAACUUCAUUGGUAGUGACACACAACAACAAUUAUGUGCUCCAAAUGUUUGCAAAUUCAAGAACACUGAAGCAAAUUAUUCUCUCCAUAGUGCUCAAGUCGCUGACAGCUGGCAUGCUAAUGCUAUUUUCCAACAAAACUUUAUUUAAACUAUUUUUUUAAACAUACACAAGGACAACCGGUGGCAAGUCAUAGUUAUUCAUUCCUUUUGGGAACCGAAAAGAUUCACAGAAGCAUUUCAACCUCUUAUCGCCACAAUCAAGCAGACUCACCAGCUAUAUCAACAUUGAAUAAUAAUGAUGCCUCAUACAACGUUCACUAUCUAGCUAAGAAUGUUGAUGGUGGUGAAGUCCUGCUGAAUUGCUGAAAAAACGUCCUCUCCAAUUGGUACAAAACCCAACUCCAAUCCACACAACAAUAAAAUAAAUAAAUAAAACUAGAACAACCGAUUUGCAUUGGUGCUCCAAGGAACGUAAAUAUUGAAGAUCAACUCACUUCAUCCAUAACCAAUAGAGCUAAGGCAGGCAUGGAGAUUGUUAAUCAAAUUGUCGAAAAAGUUGCCGAGUAUGCAGUUGAACCAGCUAUACGCCAAGUGGGUUACCUACUUCACUGCAAAAGAAACCUCGAGAGUCUACAGACUCAAGUGAACGAAUUGAGUGCCGCUAAAGAGCGGCUAGAGCGCGAGGUUGUUGGAGCUGAAGAAAAAGGUGAAAAAAUCCACACUGACGUCCUGAACUGGCGGAAAAGCGUGGUUGAGAUCACCGAGAAGGCGAACGAAUUAUGCAAGCCUGAUACGCAAGCAAAGAUGAGCUGUCUCCGUGGGGUCUGUCCAAACCCGGUGCUCCGUUACAAGCUAGGCAGGAGAUCAACAAAGUUGGAGCAGGCGGUUGUUGAGCUCUACGCAAGAAGAGAUUUCGCUAUCAUUUCGUACAAUGUCCGCCCACAAGAGGUAUCCAUGGUUUCUCACAAACAGUAUGAGGUAUUUGAUUCGCGGACUUCAAUUGUAAAGGAAAUCAUGGAUGAACUGAGAAUUCCUAAUACCGACCUGAUUUUGGUGUAUGGUAUUGGAGGCGUGGGGAAGACCACACUGGUUGAAGAAGUCCUUAGGCAAGCUGUAAAAGAAAAGUUAUUUGUUGAUGCGGUUAUGGUAAGAAGUGUGCAAAAUCUGGACCUUGAAGGAAUUCAAAAAGAAAUUGCCAGAAAGUUAGGUAUGGAAGUUUAUGAAAGCGAAACUAUGUCAGACAGAGCACUUCGUCUGUGUAACAGGAUAAAAGCCAAGAAAGUUCUUGUAAUUUUAGACAACAUUUGGGAAAGCAUUGACUUGCAGAGUGUAGGACUUCCUUGUCUGCCGACUUGUAGAAUACUGUUGACAUCCAGAACUCGAAAAUUGCUAUCCUCAGAGAAGCGGUUGCAAAAAGACUUUGCGUUUCAAGUUUUAAAUGAGGAAGAAGCUUGGCGUUUAUUUGAGACGAAGGCAGGUGGUGUUGUUAAAAAUCCCAACAUACAAACUAUGGCAACUGAAGUAGCCAAAAAAUGCGGAGGUUUGCCAGUUUUGGUUGUCACAGUCGCAAGCUCUAUAAGAAAUAGAAGUACUUUACCAGUAUGGAGGGAUGGCUUGAGGUGCCUAAAAGUGUUUGACAACGAACACUCAAGCGAACAAGAAGCAUACUCGGCUUUAGAGUGGAGUUACAAUCAAUUGGAUGAUCAAAAGCUUAAGCCCCUAUUCUUGAUAUGUGGAAUUUUGGUACGUCUUGGGGGAGCCUAUGCUACUUUGACAAACUUGUUGAAAUAUACAAUUGGUUUGGGUUUGUUUAAUAGCAUUGACUCAGUGGAGCACGCACAAUAUGCAUUGCACUCGUGGAUUGAAGAGCUUAAGGAUUCUUGUUUGUUACUCGAAUCCGAGGAUAAUACAUCAUUCACAAUGCAUGAUAUGGUACGCGAUGUUGCCAUCUCGAUUGCAUCCAAAGGCCAACGUGCCUUAUUAAGAACAUAUGGAGAUGAGUUGAAGGAAUGGCCAAACAAUAAGGAUUUUUUGGAAAAUUGCACAAUGAUCUCUUUGCCUUGCAAAAACAAGCCUAGGCUUCCUGAAGUUUUGAAAUGCCAACAACUGGAGUUAUUUCAUUUGCAAUAUGAUGGUGACUUGCUUGAAAUCCCAGGUAACUUUUUUGAGGAGAUGAGAAAGCUUAAAGUUAUGGAUUUUACCAAUGUGCAUAUUUGGUCGUUACCUCCAUCUCUUCUGCUCCUAGAAAAUCUUCGUACAUUGUGUUUGGAUCAAUGCGUGUUGGGAGACAUAACUCUAGUCGGACAGCUAUCGCAACUAGAAAUUCUCAGCUUUAUAUAUUCCAAGCUUAAAGAGUUGCCGAAAGAAAUAGGGAAAUUGACUCGUCUUCGACUACUCGAUUUAAGCUGGUGCUCUGAACUCAAAGUGAUUUCACCUAAUGUUAUAUCAAGUUUGAAAAGUCUAGAAGACUUGAGAAUGAAAAACAGCUUCACCGGAUGGGUGCCAGAAGGAGUCACCGGAGAAAGAAGUAAUGCUAGCAUUUUGGAACUGAAGGACUUGCCUCGUUUAGCUGCAUUAAGCAUACAUGUUCCAGAUGCUAGCAGUAUUCCGACGGACUUGUUCACAGACAAGUUAAAAAGAUACCAAAUACUAAUCGGCACUGCGCCAAAAUGGGACGAUGUGGAUGAAACCCUCAAUACAUUGAAGCUCCACCUCCCAACUGGCUGUGAAUUGGACCAUGGUCUAGAAAUGUUGUUGAAGAGAUCAUGUGAAGAUUUGUACUUGGAUGGGUCGGAGGGAGCUGAUAAUGUUGUGUACCACUCAGGUAGUGAAGAUUUUCAACAACUCAAGCAUCUCCAUGUGAAAAACAAUGCCCAAUUUACACAUAUCAUUACUGAGGAGGUUGUGUUGCCGAACUUAACAAGCUUGGUGGUGGAUCAAUGUACUGGUUUAACUUUUGUGUUAUCGUCUCCCAUGGCUAGGAAUCUUGUACAACUUAAAAAACUAGAGAUAACCGGAUGUGAAUCAAUGGAAGAGAUAGUUUCAACAAAAGAAUAUGGUGAAGAAAAAACGGAUGGCAUGUUUUGUAAGCUACAACAUAUGAAGCUAAGAGAUCUUCCAAAACUCUCUAGAUUCUGCUCACUAAGUUGUAAUGUCCAGUUUCCAUCUUUGGAGAGUUUGAAAUUGAAGAAUUGUACAGAACUGAAGGGAUUUGUCUUUGAACCUAAACUUGAGACUGAAGAACUAUACUUUCUUUUUGACGACAAGGUAGGGUUUCCAAAGUUGGAGAUAUUGUCCAUCUUUAGGCUAUCUACUUUGACUACAGUAUGGCACAACCAACUUGCUCCAGACUCUUUCUACAAACUUAGAGAUGUUGAAGUUAUCGAAUGCCAUAGUCUAAUAAGCAUCUUUACACCUAGCAUUGCAGGAAGAUUGAAUGCUUUAGGAAGUUUAUUGAUAAGUUCGUGCAGUUGUUUAGAGGUGGUUUUUGAGAUCGAAGAAACACCUUACACCUUUACGACUCAGUUGAAAAUGUCUGGUUGUGAAAAUCUAGAUUCGGUAUUUAUAGAUGACUGUAAGAGUCUGAAAUAUAUUUUUCCAUGCUCAGUGGCUAGAGGUCUUCAGCAACUACGAGAGCUAAAAGUGAAGUUCUGUUCUGGAGUGGAGGAAAUAAUUUCCAAGGAAGAGGGACUAGAAAUGAUGCCGAAGUUUGUGUUUCCAAAAUCAACAAAUAUUGAAUUUAUCUGUCUAGCCCAACUUAAGAGCUUCUAUCCAGGAAUGCAUGCUUCCGAAUGGCCGCUACUCGAACAAGUGGAUGUGAAGGAAUGUGGUAAAUUGGACAUUUUUGCCUCUGAAAUUUCAAGUUUCCAGAAGCAUGAGUUUGGAGGUCUUUACACUCCAAUUAAACACUCUCUGUUCUUAAUUGACAAGGAUGCAUCAUUCCCCAACUUGGAAAACAUGAACUUAGGCAGAGACAUGGAGAUAUGGUGUGGUCCAUCCUCAUCACAGUUGUUUAGGAAACUAAAAUCGUUGGUGUUUGAGUACUCCGACCAGAAAGUUUCUUUAUUUGAGAAUAGUGUACAUCCAGAUGUGACCUUCCCACAUUUAAGUGUUUUGAAGCUUAAGGAAAUGCGGAAGUUGAGGCAUCUACACAACGAGAAUUUCCCAGGGGCAGACCCAGUUUUUCCAAACUUGAAAGUUCUACAUGUGGUUGCUUGUGCUGCAUUGAAGGAUCCGGUGUUAUCUGCUAUUCCCUUCAAGAAUUUAACAACUUUGGAAGUAGUUGGUUGUCAUAGAUUGAAAUAUUUGACAACUUACACUAUAGCCAAAACUUUAAAGCGGCUAAGAGAAAUGACGGUUGGGCAUUGUAAAAGAAUGAGAGGAAUAGGGGCAACGACAUCAGAUGCAGAUGAUGCAGAAAAUGAUGGUGAGAUUUGUUUUAGCCAGUUGCAAAGUUUGAAACUUUACUCUCUACCACGUCUGCAAGAUUUCUUCUCUGGAAAUUGCAUUGUCAAAUUCCGAUCCUUGAAAACCGUACAUAUAUACAAAUGCCCUGAGUUGAAGAUUAACUACCUUGAGUGGAAGAGUUCCCCAGAACUAGGAGUGCAGAUAACAGAGGAGGUAGUACGAGAUUAUUAUUGGUGUCGCAAGGACGAUGACGACGACAAUGAAGGUGAUGCAGAUGGUGGUCUUGGUGAUGGUAAUGAAUCUAAUGAUGAUGUUUACGGUAGAUGGUGAUGAUAUUUCUGAUGACGGAAGCUAUGAAGAUUCUAAUGGCGAUAGUGAUGGUGAUGCAGAUAUUGAUGAUGGGGGGUGGUGGUCGUCGUGGUGGUGAUGACAAUGCUACACUUAGCAUAUAUGAAAGCAAUAGUUUUCUUCUUAACGAGAAAUUUUUCAUAGGGACGGGAAUACAAGUGGUAUACCACAUGUUUAAAUAGAAGUAGUGAGAAAUUUUAUUUUUUAAGUUAUUAACUUUUUAGCACACAUAUCCCACCAUUUGUAUAAUGACACGUGGUGUAUCAUCCCGUGUACCGGUCAUACUGAAAUUUUCUCCUUGGUAACAUGUUUGUUAUUUUUAUCUGUAAA
Messenger RNA from Pyrus x bretschneideri (Chinese white pear), 5675 nucleotides. RefSeq names its product probable disease resistance protein At4g27220. The coding region runs from base 1116 to 5327 and encodes 1403 amino acids. Lineage: Eukaryota; Viridiplantae; Streptophyta; Magnoliopsida; Rosales; Rosaceae. The record is from RefSeq and is a predicted model, not a curated record. Gene Ontology annotation, molecular function: ATP hydrolysis activity; ADP binding. The transcript is spliced from 9 exons.